AGAGAGGGUACAAGGUGCGUCCUCUGCUCACGUCUAGCGCAGCAGCACAGAGACCAGAGUCAGUGGCUGCAGCUGCUGAUGCGAACGUCUCUCUCUGAACCUCACAGGUUCUUCCUCAGAAUUCAGAAACGCACGCUCAAGCCACAAGAUGCGCGUUGCUGUGCGCUCCAGCCUGGGAGGAGCUUCGACUUUUCUCCUCUUGUUUCACGCCAUUCUCGAUUGAAGACUCGCUGUGGAAAAAAGGAGACUCUGGGUAAAAAAGGAGAAAGCGGGCUGAUAAUUCGCCAUCUUUUGAGAAAAUGAGCCCACCAGAUUCAUCAAACGGCACCGAGGACGACGGGGAGGCUGGUGAAACCAAUCCCUUGCUGUUCAACGACAGCCAGGGUUUCCACCCACCUGGUUUCCACACUGACAUCACCAAGCACAUCGGAGUCCAGAUCACCCUGAUAACAGCGUACUCACUCAUCAUUCUGCUGGGGCUGCUGGGAAAUGCUCUUGUUAUCUACAUGAUUAUUCGCUACAGAAACAUGAGAACGGUGACCAACUUCUUCAUCGCCAACCUGGCUCUGGCCGACCUCCUGGUGGACACUCUGUGCCUGCCCUUCACUCUGGUCUACACUCUGCUAGACGAUUGGAAAUUUGGACCCGUCCUGUGCCACAUGGUGCCCUUCGCCCAGGCCCUCAGCGUCCACGUGUCCAUCUUCACCAUGACCGUCAUCGCUCUGGAGCGGUAUCGCUGUAUCAUCUUCCACCUGGGCCGACGGCUCACGUGGUGUUCCAGCUUCCUCAUCAUGGCCUUCACCUGGACUUUGUCAGCCAUCCUGGCGGCACCGCUGGCCAUCUUCAGAGAGUACCGUAACGAGGAGAUACCGUCCAUCAACCUGCGGAUUUCUGUCUGCUCUGAGAAGUGGCCCCACGGGACCAGCAGGGAUGGAGUCAUUUACAGCCUGUCAAUGCUGCUCCUGCAGUACAUCAUUCCCCUCGCCGUCAUUAGCUACGCCUACAUCUGCAUCUGGGUCAAACUGAAGAACCACAUCAGUCCAUCCAGUCGCAGCGACAGCAUCAACCGCCGCAAAAAGACCACCAAGAUGCUGGCUCUGGUCGUGGUGGUGUUUGCCAUCUGCUGGCUGCCCUUCCACGUCUUCCAGCUGGCCAGUGAUUUGGAUCUCGUGCUGAUGUUCAAGGAAUACAAACUGAUAUACACGCUGUUUCACAUUGUGGCAAUGUGUUCCACGUUUACCAACCCUCUUCUCUAUGGAUGGAUGAAUAAAAACUACCGCAACGGCUUUCUGAUGGUGUUCCGCUGUGAGGACAAGCCAGAUUCUUUCCAUCCCGAGGGCUCAUUCCGGACACGUUCCAUGAAAAGGCUGACUCUGAACGGUCGGAACGGGGGCCAGCCCCCGACUGCUGUUUGAAACAACCAGUGUUUAUUCACAAAUCCUGUACAAUAUGAUCGGAGCACAGCUCGGUUUUGUGCUGACUGCGGUUCAAAAGAAGCACCUUUUGACUGAAAUGUUUCACUCUUGUGCGUCCUGCUCACUGAAGAGGGCUACAAGCUUUGCAUGUACAUGGCACAAUGCAGUGGUACUCCAGUGGUACCCCCCCACACACACACACACACAUCUCCCCCUCCGCCUUUGAAAACUGAACUAUUUCCGAGCCCCAUAAAGGCGACACAUUCACAGACGCUGCUUCAAAUCUUCAAUCACUGAACUUUAAUAAAAAACUGUGCUGUUCUUGGUAAACAAAGAAAAAGAAAAAAGGAAAACUCACAUAUCAGUGCAGCUUUACCACUUGGGCACAGUUAAUAUAGAAAGCCUGCUUUGCUUCUCCUGCAGUAGUUCCGCGCCCCCCUCUUUGGAAACCACCGGCAUAAUACCGGGCUGUUCUUUACUUUGUGAAUGACGCCAGUGAAAUACUUUUGUCUAAAGAAUUCAUAAAGAUGUUGAAAAUGUUUACAACGAUCUAAAGUAUAAAGCUUUGUAUUUGUGUGUGAUGUUAAGAUAAGUGAUGUCCAGUUAAUUCCACCCUCAGCUGCACGUGUUGAUUUUCUGAAGCUUUUUGAUGUGUCCACACACUGAAGGUGGUGAAAAACACUGUAACUGUGAGUUGUUUGUUUUUGUUGUUGUUGUUUUGUUUGUUUUUUUUUUGUUGUUAAUGGGUCGAAUCUUUUGGAUGACGUUUAAUCAGCGUUCAUUCCAGGUAUUUUGGAGGCGGCUACUGCUGAAUUUCUGACCCACCAGGACUUCAAUUGUGUUCACUUAGCAACCACGGUGUCCGUGAUUAGAUGAACCAGCAGGACGCAGUGUCCAGAGGAAUGGGAUUGAAAACCAGUGAACCGUGUGAGUUGAGGACGAAAAGUUUGUGAUGCCGGCGUUAGAAAAUGAGGACGCCCACCUCCACGACAUGCAGGAGAAAUGUGUGGAGGGAUUUUAGGAGGCAAUCAAAUGUGUCGUACUGUUGUUAAAGUGUUUUUUGUUUUGUUUUUAAUAAAGGAAACAUGAGUAUUUAGUUAAGGCUGAGGAGAAGUGGUGACUGGUGUUAAUAUUUGACAUGUUAGUGGGCGACACAGGCCACGUCCUGUGGUACAGUCAUUCAUUCAUUCAUCUUUUAUCGCUCAAUUCUUUUCAGGGUCACAGAGGAAGGGAGGGUAGCUGGGGUCAGUCCCAGCAGACACUGAGUGAGGACAGGCUACAUCCUGGACAGUACACUAGUCCAUCACAGGGCCACACGUACAGAAAAACAACUAAACCCUCACAUUCAUCAACUACAGUCAAUUUAAAGAAGGGGUUUCAAACCUCUGGCCCGGGGGCCACUUCUCACCCAUGAACUGCCUAUAUCCGGCCCAUGACUAAAUAUUAACAAUUUUGUAAUUACAGUCUUGAGUGGAAUUUUUUCAAUCAAGAAAUAAUGUAUUUGUUUCCUUAUUUAACUGCCUAAAUUGGUGGUACAAGAUUGGGAGGGGCAUACUCACUAUCUGCACUGUAUUAUAUAAUAUUUAUACUAAUUCAGUAUAAACAAUCAACACGACUAAUUGUAUUUUUGUUGUCUAAAGUAACAGAUAAACAAACUUUAAAUUCCAUGCAUUACUUUGAUUGAACACCAGAGGGCUUUGUUCAAAAAUAAUGCGCUCCAUGUCUCGUGGUUCUGUUUUCCCGCUGCCUCCUGAUGACAUCUACAUUAUCGACUGCACGGAUGGAACUCCUGGAGGAUAAACGUCAAGUUUAGACCUGUGGCCUUUAGUACCACAGGGGAAUUCGAGCUUAAUGGGAAAUGAUUUUGCUUCAGAUUUGAGAUGUUUCCAGGGUUGAAUAUAGCUGUUUAGAAUAAAUUAUCAAUCUGUUGUGUGGAGAACAGAUGGAUCAUUUCAACCUAAAAACGAAGGUUAUUGCGAAAACAGCAGGCGGGUAAAACAAACAAACAAAGUAAAGAGAUAUUUUCUGCUAUUUUUUACGAUGUUAUUUUCUUCGUAUUUCCUUCUACUAUCACUUGGUUUCCAGUUCCAGAGGCACUAGACUACAACUCCAGCAUUGCCAUCCCGUCUCUAUAUUUCAGUCUCUCCCUACCAUCGCUAUAGGCAACGUCUUUAUGAUCUAACCAAAUUAUAUUCUUCCAUUAAAAAUAACAUUUUUAUAUGUUAUCCUGAGCACACUUUUGUCUGCCUUAGGUACUUCUGUCUGGUACGUUUCAAUUCAGAGCUCCCUUUCUGUGAUUGACGCGACAAAUGAAAGCUAAUUUAAAACCAGUGUCUAACAAUCUCAAUAAUUAUAAUCUCUAAAAUAAAUAAUUUAUCAUCGUAUUUUACUUAUAUUAAUAUUAAUUAUUUAUUUAUUUUUAUCCUAUUUUAAAUACUUAAAAAAUAAAUUAAUAAUAUCAGACUAAAAGCAGUUAUUAUUUAUACUCAUCUGGUGACCUCUAGUGGUGGCAGAUUAUUUUGCAGAUGAAUCACUAAAGGGAAGUGACGUGCAUCUUGACCUUCCUCCAGUCCCAGCCGCCGUCCUCAGUUGACAUGAUUUGUGGGGGUAGAACACUGAAGUUUUCCCCUUCGCGACUGUGAAAUGCUGGUUGUCAUCUCUUGAAUUGUAUCGACUGACAGGCUGCUGCCUGCCAUAGUAAACGGAAGGAACAAUGGUAAAAUAUUUCAGCGGCGCUGAUUUACUCAAGACCACCUGGGACCAAGUCUGCAUUGCCUUCUGGCAACGAUAUCCCAAUCCUUACAGUAACCAUGUUUUGACUGAGGACAUAAUUUUCCGGGAGGUCACUCCGACCAACUGCCUGAUUUCAAGGCGUCUUUUGACCAAAUUCAGCCGAGCGCCUGCCUGGAUGGAGCGCUACCUGCCAAAGCACAUGUCCAGCUCGGCGUACAUCAUUGAA
Cynoglossus semilaevis (tongue sole) is the source of this 4374-nucleotide messenger RNA. It is a transcript of the gene npy7r, whose product is annotated as neuropeptide Y receptor Y7. Bases 300 to 1415 code for a protein of 371 amino acids. The transcript has 4 exons. Gene Ontology annotation, biological process: G protein-coupled receptor signaling pathway. NCBI's taxonomy places the organism in Eukaryota, Metazoa, Chordata, Actinopteri, Pleuronectiformes, Cynoglossidae. Gene Ontology annotation, molecular function: neuropeptide Y receptor activity. Gene Ontology annotation, cellular component: membrane. The record is from RefSeq and is a predicted model, not a curated record.